AUUUCGAAAAACUUUAGCGCCAUCUAGCAGAAAACUUCGCAACCGGAACUACUGAAGUCAAUAAUAUUUACUACUCUGCAUUUUUCAUGCAUAGUGGGUAACAAGAUUUGAAGGUGAGGUCCGUUAAAUGAAAGAUGACUUCUCUAUGAUGAAGAGAUCUCAUGUACCACCCGCAUUAAAUCAUCUAGUGGAAAACAGCAGCUCAGAAUCCCAGCAACAACCAUCAAACCCAGGACGGCAUAUAACUGAAACAGAGUCAUCUCGAGUGAAUCAGAACUCAAAUGUAGAACAGUGUUCAUCUUCUACUCAGCAUCAACAUCCAGAGGCAACAGCAGGGCCCAGCGGUGUGGUGGGAAGGGCGGAGAAAAGGAAGCAUGAGGAAUCCGAGGGGGAGUCCUCACAUGGACAUAAAAAGCAUAUAACAGGGACCCCCCAGGACUUACCUAAUCCAGUACUCCUUAACAGGAAACCUGUUACUCCAAACAAUGGGGGAAGAGUUGAAGCUGAUGCCAAGGUGCCCCAGUUACAAAAGUCUGUGGCAUCUACCUCGAAAAACCCAUUUGUUUUUAGUUCCCAUGUUGUAGUACCAGAUACAAGGAAGGCAAAGAAAUCCACCCAGGGUUUUGGUCCCCAAGCAGCUCAAACAGCAGUUCAACAUGAAGCGAAAAAGCAGACUAAAGCAGUAGGAAAAGCUGGAACAUCACAUCAGCCGAUUAACCAAACUAACAGUAAUAGUCCUGGUGCAGGUAUAAAUACACCUAUAAAUAGCACUAGGUAUCAGAGAGAGUUAGCAGAGAGAAUAUCUCAGAGAACCGCAGGUAGUUCCAGAUCCAAUACAAAAACUAGAACCGAGCGUCCGCAGCCAACAAGGACAGUGACACGGGAAUCCACAACUGUUCAGCCUCACUCCAACUUUGUGUUACCCCAACAGCAGAGGGAGAGGACAGCAAGGAACGUCAGAGGGCAGUUAACGAGAGCCCAGUCUGCUGAUCAUCACGUGAGAAGUCUGACACCCCCAGAGACUGUAAGAAGUGUGUAUAGUCGUCAGAGAUCACUACUGACCAAUCAUGAGAACUCCCCCAUGUUGUCUCAUCAGCCAACGGCAUCAUGUUCCUCCACUCUCCUACAGCUGCCCUCUGACGGUCUCUUUCCUCUUUAUCCUUUGGGGCAGCCUGAGGAUUCAACUUUCAGAUCUCCAUUAGAGCUAUCCUCAACCAUAUCACCAUUUACACAGGAAGAUAUCUACAGUUACUCACCAUUCCAGUCAGCAACAGAGAGCGCAUCAUGUCAGGAAGGCUACUCCUCCUCAGUAUCACCCAAAGUAAAGUCACCUCGAUCCUCAGGGGAGGCACAGUCAGGCAGUGUCCCUCCCUCCAAUGUAGGGAUCAAAAGGGCGGGGCCUUAUCUGUUAGGCCCUAGACUGGGUUCCUCUCCUGUUAGAAGUAUAGUACAGUGUCUGGCCAGAAAGGAAAAGACAGAUGAUUUUUAUACUCUGAAGAUCCUAACACUAGAAAAAUCCGGAAGAGAGACCCAGGAUGGAAAACAGGGCAAGAUGUUACUGCACACUGAGUACUCACUGCUGAGUCUACUCAAAGACCAGGAGGGGGUGGUCCAUCAUCACGGGCUAUUCAAGGAUGAAGCAUGGGAAGAGCGUGACACCUUGGAUCAGUGGGGUCACGUGGAAUUCACGGGUCAGAAAAUCACCCGGCUCUGUCUGGUCCUGGAUUGUUUGACCCCGCACGAUUUCAGCAAUAAGAACGUAGACCUCAUCAACUUACAGCACUACGUCAUCAAGGAGAAAAAACUGUCAGAGAAAGAGGCCAUCGUCAUCUUCUAUGAUAUUGUCCGCAUUGUGGAAAGUCUUCAUAAGAAAAAUAUUGUGCACAGAGACCUGAAACUUGGUAAUAUGAUGUUAAACAAGAGGUCAAGAAGGAUUACAAUCACAAACUUCUGUCUUGGGAAACAUUUAGUGUCAGAAAAGGAUUACCUUAAAGACCAGAGAGGAAGCCCCGCCUACAUCAGUCCAGAUGUUCUCAGUGCUAAACCGUACCUUGGUAAGCCCAGUGACAUGUGGGCUUUAGGAGUGGUACUGUUUACAAUGCUGUAUGGACAGUUCCCUUUCUACGAUGUGGUGCCGCAAAAAUUAUUCUCUAAAAUAAAAGCUGCAGAAUACAGCAUUCCACAAGAUGAGAGAGUUUCCACAGACACCAUUAAUAUAAUCAGGAAGUUACUGGUCCUGAAUCCCGAGAGUAGAUACACAGCUACCCAGGUUCUAGUGGCACUGACAGGGAUAAUAGAUAAAUGGAAAGCAAUGUCUUCAGAGUCAGGUCCACUGCAAGUGGUGCCAGAAAUUGACAUUGUGGAGGACAACCCAAAAGUAGAUUCUAAGUGUGGUGACCAGUCCUCUACACAGAAGACAGACACUGAUGCUCUCCUCAGUCAAGCAGACGACACUCUGUCCAGUACAGGGUCACUGUCAUCAGAUAGCCAAGAAAGCGGCAAGCAAUCCAAAGCGGUACGCCAUGGCAGGCGCCGCUCCUCUGUACAACCGCCAGUCCAGAGAAUGAAUUACGAUGCCGUUCCUCUAACAAUGGCUGAGGUUGAAGCUCACCAACAGAUAUUUAGUCAACAAAGGACGUAAGUCUUUGGAAAGUUUAGGGAAUCAGAAACGGCUUCAUUCUCAUCCUUGUAUAAUUCCUUAAGUAGUCCAAAAUUCUAUAUAUGGUUUACAUUGAAAAGUAUUAGGACAAGUACUUUCUUGAUGAGAUAUUUCAUUCUCUAAAUGUUAAGUCUAAUGCUGUGGUUAGGUAAAUGAAAAAAAAAAGAGUUUAUAAUUAAGGAUUUCUAAGUAUGAUUUGAAGCUACAUGUAUGUAAAGGAUACAUAUAUUAAGAUUAAAUUUCCCCAUGACUGCAUGCUUAUAUAUAUUGAACAGAUUUUUUUUUUUUGGUAAAUUGUACAUGUUUAACUGUAACUUUAUGAUAAUAUAUGUAGUAGAUUUUUAAUCUGUCUUUCUUGUGUUUUUGAUGAAAGGGGUAUUUCAGAGAUUUAUGUACAUUUACAGUGUAUACCUUAUAAAAUAUGUCUGCAUUUAGAAGUUUGAAAUUUUACGAGUUUUGAAUAAAUUUUUAGAGACAGGCAAAUAAAUAUCUUUUGGAUUUACAUGUGUAUUUAUUUUGACUAAGUCGUUUACAAUAUUGUAAUAACAAAGAAAAAUUGGUAAAAGAGUGCUAAAAAUAGUGCAUAUUUAAUAUCAUUAGAGAAUUUUUGUUGAGAUACAUUUAUUGCUGCAUGUAGUAUAUAGAAUUUUAAUCUUGUUAACCCUGACAUAUUUACAUAUGUGUAUACUAAGUAAGGGCCAAAUCCAUCAAAUUGACUUCAGUGUUCAGAUGUUAUGUAGCAUUGUUAUAUUAGCCGAGAAGUCUCAAGAAUUGAGAAUCUAACAUAGGGCAAAGUGUUUAUUAUUGUUAUUCACAUGAAACAGUUUAUAAUGUUUAUAUGUUGUGUGUAUACAAAGAAUUUACAAAGGUUGAUAAAAUACAGAGGUUGUAAAAAUAUCCUUUAUUUAUUAUCUGUUUUGUUUUAUUUAUUAUAUUGCAUUUGUGCCAAAAGUAAACAUACAGACAAGCGUACAUUACAGAACCAAAUAGUUUAUAAAAAACCAAAUUUCCUUUUGUGUUACAGAUUUCAGUGAGAGGUAUCUAUCGUUGUAUGAUCUCUGUGUCAAAUUUUUACUUCUUGUUCUUACUCCUUUUUCUUUUUUUCCUUUUCCAUAAAUACUGUAUGUGUAAAGAAAUAAACAAAUUCAAAAUUUAGCACAAUCACGUGGUAGUGAGUGGUUGGUGUAAUCAUGAAUUAGUGCUUUUUGCAUUUUGGCUUGUAUUUGUAUAAAUAAUUUAUUACCGAUAUUCAAUAAUUAGCGCAUCGUUGUCCGCGUCAAAGCCACUAAAAUAUGAAGCAAUUUUUUUUAAGUACACACACAGUACUAGCCCAAAGAACUCUACAUCCCCCACAGUUUACCAUCGUUUGUAUUUCUAGAAAUAUGGAUUUUUUUUUUUUGAAUUUCAGUUUAUUCAAUAGAUUUUUUUUGAACUGAACAAAACAUUGUUGAAUAUGUUGAGUGUCUCUCAUCACUUUGUAAAAGCUAAUUACUGGACAACACUUUCAGGAAGUGAACUUUGUUGUACUGUAAAUCACUUUUUAUUUGCGAGAUCUUUAUUUUUCGUAUAAUUGCGUGAGACUGUGCUCGCAAAUAUAUCAUUCUCGUGUAUAUAAGUAUUCCUUAAGAUAACGAAGAGCAGUAUCCAUAGUUAGUGAAAAUUUUGUUCCGCUAAUAAAAAGUGAAUAUCUAUCUGGUGAAAAUAAGGUGUCACAAAAAUUUAGUGAUCUACAGUUCUAUUAAAUGAAUUUUUUUUUUAAAUAUCUAUAUUGCACUUUGGACAAAUAAGUUACUUGUGUUUUGUAAAUUUAUUAAUCAGGACACAUUGUAGAUUUCCAGUUAUUAUAAUUUAUAAAUCAUGAAACACAUUUGCAUGGUACAUGUAUCCUUUUUGUAUGGAGAAUACAGUUGUGAUCAAAGUGGUCUGUUGAUCAUAGAAAUGUAUGCAUUGCUCUUGUCAAACUUUGAUUUGUACAUGUAUGUAUAAUCAAUGAAUUAUUAGAAUUGUAUACUUUUUGGUCCAUGCAAGUCAAUAAAUUUUGUUUUUA
Molecule: messenger RNA, 4706 nt
Organism: Saccostrea cuccullata (small rock oyster)
Lineage: Eukaryota; Metazoa; Mollusca; Bivalvia; Ostreida; Ostreidae
Exons: 10
Coding region: 128-2641 (837 amino acids)
Biological process (GO): protein phosphorylation
Molecular function (GO): protein kinase activity; ATP binding
Source: RefSeq, a predicted model, not a curated record